Heterocephalus glaber (naked mole-rat) is the source of this 3715-nucleotide messenger RNA. The record is from RefSeq and is a predicted model, not a curated record. NCBI's taxonomy places the organism in Eukaryota, Metazoa, Chordata, Mammalia, Rodentia, Bathyergidae.
GGUCUCCAGGGUCCCACGGCGCAAUGGGAGGCGGGAUCUCCGCGGACGCCGAGUGAGUCGUUACGUGACCGCUUCCCUCCGCAGCCCCCUUGGAAGCCGCUAGGCGGAAGUAAACGUUCAGACCCGGGCUAGGCGGCCCUGAGUCCACAUCCGGGAGAGCAGAGAGAGCGGAAGUGGCGUUGGUCUGGACGGAGCCCUUGGGUGAAAUUGUUAGGCGUGGAGAGGGAGUGAUGUCUUCCAGACUCGGUGCAGUCCCCGCCGUGAGUUUCUUGGCGUGACCGUUAUGCUUUAGAGACCCCGGGACCCACAUCCUUUAAGCAGCAGAGGAGCGCCAGAAUCGUGGGAGCAAAGAAUCAGAUGGGGAGGCUCAGACACAUCUGACUACACAUCCAAGGAGUUUUUGAAGGAUCUCAGAACAUCACCUACUUCUUAGAGAAAUCUAGGAAAGAAUGCCUUCCAGUUCUACAAGUAGCAGGACCCAGUGCUCCCCCAUAAAGGAUAACAGUUUCCAGUACACCAUCCCUCAUGAUGACUCCUUGAGUGGCUCAUCUGCUUCUUCGUGCGAACAAGUGAAUGAUUUUCCAGCAUCCUUCCGAAAAUCUACGUACUGGAGGAAGAUGAGGAGGAUCAAGCAAGCUGCUUCUCCUCAUGUUGAAGGGUCAGGUGGAGUAACAGCCAAAGGAAAAAGGAAACCCAGGCAGGAAGACGAUGAAGACUAUGGAGAAUUUCCUCAGAAGAAGCAUAAACUGUAUGGGAGGAAACAGCGGCCUAAAACUCAGCCUAAUCCCAAACCCCAGGCUCGUCGCAUACGGAAGGAACCGCCAGUUUAUGCAGCAGGUAGUUUGGAGGAACAGUGGUACUUAGAAAUUGUAGACAAAGGCAGUGUUUCCUGUCCUACCUGCCAGGCAGUGGGGAGAAAGACCAUAGAGGGUUUGAAGAAACACAUGGAAAACUGCAAACAGGAAAUGUUUACUUGCCAUCACUGUGGGAAACAACUUCGUUCCUUGGCAGGGAUGAAGUAUCACGUCAUGGCGAAUCAUAAUAGUUUGCCCAUUUUGAAAGCUGGAGAGGAAAUUGAUGAGCCAAGUGAGAGGGAACGGCUCCGAACAGUUCUAAAGAGACUGGGAAAACUCAGGUGCAUGCGAGAGAGUUGUUCCAGUACCUUCACCAGCAUCAUGGGAUAUAUGUAUCAUGUUAGAAAAUGUGGCAAGGGGGCUGCAGAGCUGGAGAAGAUGACCUUGAAAUGUCACCAUUGUGGAAAACCAUAUAGGUCGAAGGCUGGUCUUGCGUAUCACCUGAGGUCAGAGCAUGCACCUAUCUCCUUCUUUCCAGAGUCAGGACAGCCAGAGUGCUUAAAGGAGAUGGGUCUAGAAGCAAAGAGUGGGGGCCGAGUUCAGAGACGUUCUGCCAAGAUCGCUGUGUACCACCUGCAGGAGCUGGCGUCUGCCGAACUGGCCAAGGAAUGGCCUAAGAGGAAGGUGCUCCAGGAUCUGGUCCCUGAUGACCGGAAGUUAAAAUAUACUCGUCCUGGGCUACCUACUUUCAGCCAGGAAGUACUACACAAGUGGAAGACAGAUAUCAAGAAGUAUCAUCGCAUUCAGUGUCCUAACCAGGGUUGUGAGGCUGUCUACAGUAGUGUGUCUGGCCUUAAAGCUCACCUUGGCUCUUGUACAUUGGGAACCUUUGUGGCUGGAAAAUACAAGUGUCUUCUAUGCCAAAAAGAAUUUGUGUCAGAGAGUGGUGUCAAGUAUCACAUCAACUCUGUCCAUGCUGAGGAUUGGUUUAUUGUAAACCCAACAACAACAAAAAGCUUUGAAAAGCUGAUGAAGAUAAAGCAGAGACAGCAAGAAGAAGAAAAGCGGAGGCAGCAGCACAGGAGCAGGAGAUCACUAAGAAGGCUGCAGCAGCCUGGCAUUGAGCUUCCUGAGACCCAGCUGAGCCUUAGAGUAGGGAAGGAUCAGAGGAGGAAUAAUGAGGAACUGGUCGUGUGGACCUCCUGCAAGGAAUCAGAGCAGGAGCCUGUGGCAGCCCAGUUCCAGAAAGCAAAGCCCCCAAAGACGAAUCAUAAACGAGGAAGGAAAUAGGCAGUCAGUGAAAGCACUCCUAGGAGAGUGGAGGUGACACUGUUGUCAGGGGACCUGUGCGGGGAGGCCUGAGUCCUGGGGCUGAGUGAAGAUGCUUGCAACUGUCCAUGCAAGGCUGUGACUUUCUCAGCUCCUGUGUAAAUUUCACCGUCUUCCCUACUUAUUCACUCUCAUUCCUUCCCCAUGCCCCUUGUAGCAAGAUUUUCUACUAUUCUUUAUGGGAGUCCUCCUGUUUUUCUCUUCUCUUGCCCGAAGAGAUCCCUUUCAAGGCCAACUAUAGGCCCCUCUUGCCCUGUACAAGACUAAGAAUGGUGUUUACUUGUCCUUUCUUUCCUGAGGUUCAAAUGUUCUUGGAAGCUCCAUUGAUUUAGUAGUUACUCCAUUGUGUAACUUAUCGAACAAUUUCAAACUACUUUUUAAAAAAAACAGUAUGGGUUUAUCAUUUUGUAUUUGUAAUACAACAAGCCUUGAAGCUAGAACUGUUGUUGCUUACUUACUAGGGUUACCCCGAAUCCUUGGGAAGCAAAACUUUGCAGAGGCUGUUUGUCCUCAGUGUGAUUUUAGGAUUGAAAGAGAGAAAAAGACUUAGCAUGAAAAAGCUAGAGCCUCCCUACAGUGGUUAUCCUGGGAGGUGCUUUGUCUGUACCAAGCAGCAGUGACUAAGUAGAUCCACAGGCAUGAAAAGCAGCCUGAGGAGUAAUGUGUCCCAAAUAUUUAAAUGACUGGAAAGAAAAAAGCAGAAGCAGUAAUAAUUAGCCCAACUUUCUUGGGACCCAGAGCCUCAUCUGUUGCUAUGGUCAGUCCCCUCCCGAAGCCUGCUUUGGCUCCCGUGAUUUUAAAAGUUGUGAACGUCACUGUGCCCCCUGGUGUUUUGACACAGCGCCCUGGUGCACCUUGCAAUGCCACUAAGUUUGGAAACCAAGGUGCACCUUCCUUCUCCCUUGGACUUUACCUCACUUGUUUAUCCACACCUUGCCAAGUCCUUGCCAGCCCUUUACUUAACCUCUGUGUCUUUGAAUUUUCUGAGAAUAUUGUCCUUCUGUCCUCUUUUAUAUGGAGUUCUGUCCUCUUUUUCUGAGACUUUGACACCAGAUGUGAAUAUCUGGAGCUGGAAAGAAAACAUCUUCAUCUGUCCUCCUGCCUACCUGGUAAUGCUUUAUGGGCUCUUUCUCUACUGGAGGGGGUGGCUUUUUCUGGAGCAGUGUUUAGAGCAGCCUUGUGUUUAUAAGUUCUCUUUUUGCGUAAAUAUUGGUCUUAAGUGUUCUCACCAGUUUUGUGGCGUAUAUCACUUAAAAAUUAACCUUGAUAUGGGCAAACACUACUUUUUUUUCCAAAUCUGAAAAGCUGAGGCCACCCUUUAACCCUCUAUUCUCUCUGCUUCUCUGAAUAGCUUUAACAUGUGGGCUUUUGUGAAGACCACAUUCAGACCUGAAUUAGGGACUGCUGGAAUAGGUAGAAAGUGAAGAAAAGUAGUACACACACUACAUCUCCAUUGGCAGUUGUGCCCUUAAAGACAUUUUAGCAGAUGAGGGUUGACAGGGAGGAGAAAUGGAGAAAAUAUGUUACUUUCUGGUGUAGGAGUUGGGGUAUGUUUGGCAAUGACAAAAGAAAUAAAUGACUCUCACUUAGAA